AUGUGGCUUGGGAAUCUCACGAGAGUUAAAGAGAUUUUAUUUGGAAAUAACAGCUUCACGGUCCAAAUCCCAUCAUCACUUUCAUACCUGAAAGAUCUCAAUUUUCUUGGCCUCAAAGAAAACAACAUUGGAGGUAAAAUUCUGAAUUUUUUGACCAACCUCACAAAACUCACCUCAUUUUUCUUGUCCAACAACCAGCUCAGUAGUUUUGGUGAAUUUCAGUUUAGCAAUUCAUUGGAGGUUCUAGCAUUAAGUAAUAACAAGCUUUAUGGCUCUAUUCCAAAGUCUCUCUCUAAUCUUGCGAAACUUACAUAUCUUGAUAUUUCAUCAAAUGACUUGACUGGCAUGGUGGACAUUGAUAUGUUCAAAAAGCUUAAAAAGCUUGAAACUCUUGACCUUAAUGCCAAUCUGCUACAUGGCAAGAUGAAUAACUUCCACAGCAUCAUACUUGAAAAUUUUGCAAAAGGUAAUAGGUUGAGAACUCUUGCCUUUAAUGGCAAUCAGUUAGAAGGCCUAUUACCAAAAUCUUUAGUCAAUUGUAUUAAUUUGGAAGUUCUAAACCUUGGGAAUAACAAGAUAAAUGAUUCAUUCCCUUAUUGGUUGGAAGCUCUUCCGAAGUUACAAGUUUUUGUCUUGAGAUCCAACAAACUUCAUGGUCCCAUUGAAAUUUAUGAGACUAGUGGAAUGAAUAUGUUUUAUGGAAAAAUUCUAGAAGUACUUGGAACGUUGAAGUUUCUUCGAGGGCUCAACUUUUCCCAUAAUAGACUAACUGACCAUAUCCCAUCAUCGUUGGCAAAUUUGUCAGUGCUUGAAUCCUUAGAUCUUUCUUCAAAUAUGCUUACUAGAGAAAUUCCUAUGCGAUUGACAAGUUUGACAUUUUUGGCCGUGUUAAAUCUUUCACAAAACUUGCUUACGAGACCUAUACCUCAAGGAAAAAAAUUUAAUGCAUUUCAAAAUGUCUCAUAUAAUGGAAACUUGGGAUUGUGUGGAUUUCCACUAUCAAUGAAAUGCAGCACUAAUGAGCUGCCAUCGCCACCACCACCUCCAUCAAUAUUCGAAAAAGACAAUGAUUCAAUGUUUGCAAGUGGAUUUGGUUGGAAGGGUGUGUUAAUGGGCUACGGAUGUGGAUUGGUCAUUGGAAUAGCUAUGGAUAUAUUGUGUUUAAAACAGGAAAACCUCACUGGCUUGUAA
Quercus lobata is the source of this 1191-nucleotide messenger RNA. Its product is annotated as receptor-like protein 9DC3. The transcript is spliced from 3 exons. Lineage: Eukaryota; Viridiplantae; Streptophyta; Magnoliopsida; Fagales; Fagaceae. Gene Ontology annotation, molecular function: protein binding. Bases 1 to 1191 code for a protein of 396 amino acids. The record is from RefSeq and is a predicted model, not a curated record.